Molecule: messenger RNA, 1074 nt
Organism: Rosa chinensis
Lineage: Eukaryota; Viridiplantae; Streptophyta; Magnoliopsida; Rosales; Rosaceae
Exons: 2
Coding region: 59-373 (104 amino acids)
Source: RefSeq, a predicted model, not a curated record
UGAAACAAACUUUGUCUAUCAGGAUCGGGAUGGAACUGAAGGAGGAGAACCGGAUCAAAUGGAAAGGAAUGAAAAAGCUGCUACUGAGGCCGAUGAUGUUGAAAGGAACAAAAAAGAUGCUACUGAGGCCGAUGCAAAUUUUAUGGAUCAAACCCUGAAAAAUAUUAUAGAAGAGAUUGUGAAUGAAGCUGCAAGCAAAGAAAAAGCUGCUACUGAGGCCGAUGAAGCUGCAAGAAACGACAAAGCUGCUACUGAGGCUGGUGCAAAUAUUACGGAUCAAAUCUUGAACAACAUUGUAGAAGAGAUUGUGAAUAAAGAGUAUAAGAGCAGGAAUGAUCUAGUUUGGUUCGAUGAAUGGGAAGACUUGUUGUAGAGUGAGUACGAAGAAUUUGGCUAUCCAAGCACUGAUGAAGAACAGAUCAACACAGUGGAGCAUUGGCAAGAUGUAGCAAUGCUGGAACAAGAUAUGGCGGGAAGUGCUAUCGAGAGCUGCAAGAGGAAGCAAGCUUAUAUAGAGAGAUUGUGGGAUGAAAAAGAAGAAGUGUAAAAAAAAAUACAAAAAGUUGAAGACAAAGAUGAAGAAGAAGCAAGAAGAGAUUAGAAAAUGGAGAAACAAAUGCAAACAACUAACGAUGAUAGUGCAAAGCAUAGAAAAAGAUGAAGAGGCCAAUGAAGAUGCAGCUGCUGCUGCUGCUCCUCCUCCUAUUGUUCCUGCUCAUGCUACUGCUCCUACAAAUGAACCUAGGACACGAUCAGCGAUAAAGAGAAUCAAAGAAAGAACCGAUCGGAAAGAGAAGCAACUAUAAGGUUUUGAGGUGCAGAAACCAUCGAAGAAACAGAGGAAGAAGAGCAAUUAAAGGACUUCACAAACAUAUUAGUAGUCUAUUUUAGUAUAUAUUUUCAUGUGCAGAAAAUAGGGAUAUGUUUGUAGAUUUGCCAUUGCCUAUCAUUUUUUGAUCUUUCAACAAGCAGGAUGGGAAGGGGAUCAAAACCUUGAAUUGCAACGUUGCUUAAAAGGUUGAAAUUGAUUCAAGUUUUCUAAGCCAAAACCAAAAUUUAAUGUUAGGUUUUUGU